Messenger RNA from Necator americanus (New World hookworm), 1470 nucleotides. RefSeq lists its product as uncharacterized. NCBI's taxonomy places the organism in Eukaryota, Metazoa, Nematoda, Chromadorea, Rhabditida, Ancylostomatidae. The transcript has 14 exons. Bases 1 to 1470 code for a protein of 489 amino acids. The record is from RefSeq and is a predicted model, not a curated record. Gene Ontology annotation, cellular component: mediator complex.
AUGAAUAAAUAUUACAUCUUCGCUUGUGAACGUGACAUAGAGGAGUAUAGCGCGAAUAUUUCAACCUAUUCGGAAGAUUUCGAUCCAAGACCUAAAGUCUGGGUAGUACCUAACCUGGGUCAGCUUGCACUUCCAGAGGACAGCACGGCGUGGUUAACCAAUAUGUCCGGUCAACAGGGUGGAUAUGGACAGCUUCCUCCUAACAUGCAGCAGCAACAGAUGAUGUAUAAUCAACAGCAUAUGAUGGGGAGAACAAUGGCUCAAAUGGGAGUGCAGCGGCAGAUGUAUGCCCAAGAUUCUGGCAUGCCUCAAGGUCAAAUGCAGCAGCAAGGUCAAAUGCAAAUGCAUUUUGCACCUCAACAGCAACAAAUGCAAAUGGGCCAACAACAAAUGAAUCAGAUGCCACAACUUCAACAACAGCAACAACAACAACAGCAAGUGAUGGGACAUCAACAGCCUAUGCAGAUGGGUCUUCAACAACAACUCGGCGGUCAACAAAUGGGAAUGCAACAACAACAAAUGGUGCAACAGCAGCAGAUAGCUCAACAACAGCAACCAGUUCAACAACAACCACAUUCACAGCAAGGGCAACCGAUGGGCCAGCAAAGUAUGCUCUCGGGUCAAACACAGCUCGGGUCAAUGCUUGGAAGUUCAUUGGGAUCGGUAUCUCAGCAACACAUGCAAAUGCAGCAGCCGCGAAGCCCGAUGACAACAGGUUCGAUUGGACCGCAACAACUCACCCCUGGUGGUGGGCCAGGAUCGCAAGCACCUGGUUCAACCCUCGCAGUUGCGAGUGCUGGAGGUCCCACCUCCGUUGGACCUAUGUCGGUUCAACCACAUACUCCUAUGAAUCCAGCGUCACAACAAGCGCUCGCCCAGCCGUCAUCCGUUCAGCCAGGUCCAGCAUCUGUUGCUCCUGCUACACCUGCUAGUAAUCAGCCGGCUCCUCAAGCUUCUUCGGCAGUGGAACCCACUCACCCAUAUCUCCAAGAUCCUGUAGCACAUAGUAAACAGCUAAUUAUGAAGGAUCUGCGUUUUUCUAUUAUCGAUUUAAAUCGUCGAGCGGGUGAAGCAUUGAAAGAUCUUCGUGCUGGAAAUACUCCAUCGAAUUCGAAUGAGUAUCUCAAAGCUAUGGAUAAUCUUUUUGCAGUUUGCGAUGAAAUUGAAGGGAAUUUGAUUUUGGUUUGUGAAACUCAGAAGCAGAUGAGCAAAAUGGAAAAGAUUUUCGACAAAGAUGCAUUAAGAGCAGGGGAACAACAUAGGCAUGCGAGUGGCGAUGAAGAUUCUAGUACACAUUUAUCAGCUGUGAAUACUUAUAUUGACCAGACGAAGCAGCUACAAGCAGCUUUCGAUCGGGCAUUUUCUCACGUUGGCCGCACAAGGGAUCAUGGAUAUGGAAGAGUAGAGAAAUUAUGUGCAUCUCUCGUUGCAUUAACCGACGCAACGUUCCCCUCCGAAGACUUAUACUAA